AUGGGUGUGGUCACUAAUGUGACGUGGUUUGUGUUGAAGAUCAGGGAUCACCCCAUCGGUCGAGGAAAAUACUUGCCUGGCUACAUUGUGGACAAUAUGGGAAUUGAACCUCUGGAAAGCGAUGCGAGUACAGGCAAACCCCAUGAACAUCAUCUUUGUUUUUUCCGCUGUCUGACCCUCCACAAUGGUUGUCAGAAGAAGAAUUUAGAAAAAGACACGAAGUAUUAUUAUCAACAGUACCGAGACGCGGGGUUAGGAAAAAAGAAGUUCCAUGGAGUCAAGUUGACCGAACUAGACGACCUAGAAAAAUUGUAUGAAGUGAAUAUUCAAGUGUACAUUCUCGCGCCUACCCAGAACCGCAGUGAAGACGAAGAAAAUUAAGAAAAUUCUCCCGAGAUUGCCGCUACACUGAUCCGCCGCUCACGUCGCCGUUAUUCAAGCACACUCUACUUGAACUUGUACGAAAACCAUUUUUCGUAUAUUAAAGAUCUCACCCGGUACAGUAAAUCCUUUUGCUGGUCUCCCUGCGGCAAGUACUGGAAAGAUAUGUGGAAAUGUCAGCGUCAUGAGAAAACCUGUGACGGCAAAGUCCAGCUCAAGUACCCUGGUGGAGCAUAUCACAUCCCUAAAAUUAUCUUUGAAGAAUUAGAAGACGAAGGUAUUGUCGUACCAGACGAAUGGCGGUACUUCCCUUACCGCGCCACCUUUGAUUUUGAAUGUUACUUUGAUAAAGAGAAAGCGCAAGAAUUAAAGAACACUGAAAAGUUAACCUGGCAAUCCGCCCAUGUGCCCUUAAGUGUGAGUGUAUGCAGUAACGUGCCUGGUUACCAAGCACCCAAAUGUUUCGUGUUAGAGGGAGAUUCAGACCUACUUCUUGAAGCGUUUGUGCAGUACCUCACCAAGAUUAGCACCAAAAGUUCAUCCCUGCUACGCCAAAGGUACGCAGAAGUAUUUGAAGCUCUUGAAACCGCAAGAGGCCCGAAUAACAGUGAAUCCCACGAAGACUGAUUAGCGCAAAUACUCGUAGACAUCCAGGAAGGAAAUGUAGAGUCUGGCGAAGAUGAAAAUAGUGAAGAAGAGAGAGAAGAUGACAGCAGAGGGAUUGAUUUGCGGGCAAGCGAUGACAAAGAAGAUGAAAAAGGGAUUGAGGCUGAGAAUGAAGAAGAUCGUGCAUUCAUUGACGAUGAGUCGAUCGAUGAAAACGACCCCUCCUUUUACCAAAGAUUGAACGUUGAAGUGGACAGAGAAAGAAGACAGCAACUGAGACAGAUGCGGGACCAGCUAGAAGAGUUACAAGAUAUUGUAGGUGGUUCAGAGGACGUCAGUGACCACAAAGUCCUCAGUCAACUAGAGGAGAAACUGAACGCCUAUAUACAACAACUGCCAGUGUUGGGUUUCAAUUCCGGAAUGUACGACCUGAAUGCUUCCAAAGAAUUCCUGUUCCCGUACCUCAUGAAGCAUCAGCCCAUCAAGUUUACUGUGAAAAGGAAUAAUAACAAUAUGUGUAUCAAGACAGACUCUUUAAAGUUUCGCGACAUCUCUAAUUAUUUCGCCCCAGGUUUCAGCUACGAUCAGUUCCCUGAAAGCGUACGAGUGCGAACAGACCAAGGGAUUUUUCCCAUAUCAGUGGCUAGACAAGUUGGACAAGCUAGAAGAAACAUCGCUGCCCCCACACGCUGCCUUCUACUCAAGUCUGAUGAACGCUAA
Molecule: messenger RNA, 1707 nt
Organism: Porites evermanni
Lineage: Eukaryota; Metazoa; Cnidaria; Anthozoa; Scleractinia; Poritidae
Source: the annotation of a GenBank genome assembly